Molecule: messenger RNA, 1489 nt
Organism: Gigantopelta aegis
Lineage: Eukaryota; Metazoa; Mollusca; Gastropoda; Neomphalida; Peltospiridae
Product: transcription factor HES-4-A-like
Exons: 3
Coding region: 190-1095 (301 amino acids)
Biological process (GO): regulation of neurogenesis; regulation of transcription by RNA polymerase II; anterior/posterior pattern specification
Cellular component (GO): nucleus
Molecular function (GO): DNA-binding transcription factor activity, RNA polymerase II-specific; RNA polymerase II cis-regulatory region sequence-specific DNA binding; protein dimerization activity
Source: RefSeq, a predicted model, not a curated record
CGACCGUGGGAACGAAGCGAUCUCUAGCUUCACACAGGUUUCCAACAACCUGCUGGCUUGCGCGCGAGGCUAUAAAUAUAGGGAUAUGUCGAACAGGUUGCAGAAACUUUGUGACAUUCCCUUGGAUAGUUUAUACACUUUUUGUGGUUACCAGCGGGUUUUUUUGUGUGCUUCACAGACCCAACAAACAUGACAGAUACCGUAUCGCCGGGUCCGCAGAGGAAAGAUCCUUCUAUAAGAAAGAACAACAAGCCGUUGAUGGAGAAGAAAAGACGUGCGAGAAUCAAUGAUUGUUUAGGACAGCUGAAAUCCUUGGUGUUACAAGCUCUUAAGAAAGAUAGUUCUCAAUUCUCCAAGUUGGAAAAGGCAGACAUCUUGGAAUUGACAGUCAAACACCUGAGGAACCUCCAGCGUCAGCAGCGGUCCGCUGCCAUGGCAACCGACCCAGCCGUCAUGGAGAAGUACCGCGCGGGCUUCAACGAAUGCGCCAACGAAGUGAUGCACUACGUCGGCUCGUGCCACGCCCUCAGCAACGACGUCAAGGGAAACCUCGUCAACCACCUCGCCAACUGCCUGCAGACCGUCAACACACCACCAUCACACCCAGAACCCGUCCAACGGUGUCUGCAACCACUUCACGUUCAGAUCCCACCCAACAGCAGUAGCCUCGUCCAGACGGCAACGACGACGACGCACGUCAUACCCACGUCGAUGCAGGCCACACCGAUAUCUCAGACGGUUACGCCUACGUCGACGGUCUCGUCCGAAACCAGUCCAUUCCAAGGUGCCUUCCACAUUCUGCCGAGCAGCCUGAACGGAAAUCCCGUCGCAGUGUAUCUCGGUAGUCAGAACACGGGAACGAUGACGUCAGCGGUUCCUGUGUACUCCAUUCAAGUGCCCCACACGAACGGUCUCGUGUCUUCAUUUAUGCCAUCUCCAGUAGACUCUGAUAAAUCGGGCUUCAGCUCAGAUUUGGAAUCUCCGGUCACGGAAAGAAGAUUUUCAGACAGUAUGAUGUUCGCUAGUCCGAGUCCCGUUUCAUCCUCACCCGUGUCCGCAUCUUCGAAAGAGGAACGGGUGUGGAGACCAUGGUGAUUCCGGUUUUUACACUGAACUCUCUUCUCUCUCUUUUUUCAUUUUUUCCGAUUUUUACACUGAACUUUCGAGACUUGGAAACAGUCUAGUGCUAAUGGACGUCAUAGCGCCGUGUGAUGUCAUAGUGCUAGUGAUAUCCGUGCUAUGUGAUGUCAUUGUUGGGGGCAUACGAACGUUAUUUAUGCCAACAUGUGCAUAAUUAUUUUUGAUACAAGAAACAAUACGAUGGAAAAUGCUGUUGGACAUUUAUUUUUCUACUCAUUUAUAUAAAUAUAUAGUGCGAAACACUUUGAAAAAGUGUGUAAUGGUGCAAAAUACAGUAUUUCUUUUGAAAUCAAAAUAUUUACAAAUUCAAUAUUUUCAUAAUGAAUGCAUAAAAUAUGCUUACAAUUUA